AUGGACCCCGACGCCAAGGGCUCUCGUACUGAUCAAGAUGACACACCAUUUGAAGAUGACACACCAGUCACCAGUGAGGAUCAGGAUGAAACAGAAACCGGUGACUGCAACACUUGCAUUUUUGGUAUGGUUGCUCUUGCUAUCUGUGCUGCAGUGAUUUCAGUGAUUGUGGUUGUGGGUGUGGCCGCCACCGGCGAUACCGUAUAUGUUGAGGUCUUUGGAACUACCUUUGAUGUAGCCACAACUACUGAAAUCAGUGUUACCGAUCAAAAUUCUUUGCGUGACUCCAGAGGAACGAUUCCAACGGAGAUUGGUUUAUUCACCUCAUUGACUACGUUGGCGUUGCAUAACGCAAAAUUGUUGUUCCAGUUGAGCGGAUCCAUUCCUUCGGAAAUUGGAUUAUUGACCUCAUUGACUUGGUUGUGGUUGCAAAACGACCAGUUGACCGGUACCAUUCCUUCGGAAAUUGGAUUGUUGACCACAUUGACCAGGUUGACUUUGAUUAACAGCACAUUGAGUGAAAGUAUCCCUUCUGAGAUUGGAUACUUGACUGCGAUGAAUCAGUUGUGGUUGUUUGGUAACCAGUUGAAUGGUCGCAUUCCUUCCCAGAUUGGAUUAUUGACUUCAAUUACUUCCUUGUCGGUGUACAACAACCAGUUGAGCGGAAACGUUCCAACGGAGAUUGGAUUGAUCAGCAAAUUGAAUAGGUUAUGGUUGUAUGACAACCAGUUGAGUGGCAGUGUGCCCAGCAGUCUUUGUUCCAACCUACCACAUUUGUUUGACGCAAAAGUCGACUGUGCUGAAGAUCCCUUUCCUGUGGAAUGCACAUGCAUCGGAUGUAAAUGUGCCUAG
Molecule: messenger RNA, 852 nt
Organism: Seminavis robusta
Lineage: Eukaryota; Bacillariophyta; Bacillariophyceae; Naviculales; Naviculaceae
Source: the annotation of a GenBank genome assembly